AUGAGCUGCAGCCUGGACUCGGCGCGGAGAUUCUUGGACUCCCUGGAAGCUCGGGGCGGAUGGGAAGGGGCGGCCCUCGAGGGCGAAUUCAGCGACAUUCGGGCCCGCUCAGCCUCCUGGACGACGGACCAUGUAUUCUCCACUGACGCUGGCAGUAGGCCAGAGAACAUAAGGAAGAACCGCUAUAAAGAUGUGCUUCCAUAUGACAAGACACGUGUAAUCCUCUCCCUGCUCCAGGAGGAGGGGCAUGGUGACUACAUCAAUGGCAACUUCAUCCGGGGCACAGAUGGACGUCAGGCUUACAUUGCCACACAAGGACCUCUGCCUCAUACCUUGAUGGACUUCUGGCGCCUGGUCUGGGAAUUUGGGGUCAAGGUGAUCCUGAUGGCAUGUCGAGAGGUGGAGAAUGGGCGGAAUAAAUGUGAAUGUUAUUGGGCCCAAGCACAGAAGCCUCUGCAGAUUGGGCACUUCUUCAUCACCCUGAGGGAGACACAGCUGAAUGAGGACAUCAGGCUCAGGACUCUGCAAGUUACCUUCCAGAAAGAAAUUCCAGGUGUAUACACCAGCCUGCAGUUUGUGUCCUGGCCAGAUCGAGGGGUCCCUGAGCAUCCUGAGCAUGUACUUGUAAUGGUGGAGGAAGCCCGACGCAUCCAGGGACCUGACUUCAGUCCCCUCUGCAUCCACUGCAGCGCUGGCUGUGGGCGAACAGGGGUCCUAUGCAUCGUGGACUAUGUGAGGCAGCUGCUCCUUAAGCAGAAAAUCCCAAGCAACUUCAGUCUCUACAAAGUGGUCCUUGAGUUCCGGAAGCAGAGGCCAACAGCUGUUCAGACCGAGGAGCAAUACAGGUUCUUGCACCAAAUCGUGACUAUUCUGUUCAACAAAGCUCUCCGAAACGCCAGCCCCCAUUACCAAAACCUCAAGGAGAACUGUGCUCCUUACUACGAUGAUGCAGUUUCCCUGCGAACUUCCCUGGCCCUUCGCUCUACAGAGGGUGUCCUCAGAAGCAUCUCUGAGCCCAGGUUCCCGGGCUCUGCCAUGGCCGACACAUACGCGGUGGUGCAGAAAGGCGGGGCCGCCAGCGGGACUCGGGCGCGCAGUGGUGUAGACGUGGAUGGAGACGUGGACGUGGACACACUCUAUAGCCGGGUGGCCCGGCGAGGUCGGGGGCCCCCAGCGCCAGCCCAGGAUACACCAGGUGACUGCCCUAGAGUGUACCCCAGCCUGGAAGGGAAGGAACCCCCUGGACUGUCCCCCUGUCCUGCAGCUAUUGACCCUCCGAGCUCAGUUGCACCCACGCCCAGCGCUUAUGAGGACUUGGCAGAUGGAGUUCAGGCUCAGACGGGCGGUCUAGGUUUUAAUCUGCGAAUUGGAAAGCCCAAAGGGCCCCGCGACCCCCCUGCCGAGUGGACCCGUGUGUAAGAGCUCCUGUUACCCACCCUCUGUCUAUGGCUUCAUGUGGCUUUCUAGAGUGCUGACUUCUGGGCUCUGCUGCGUGAAGUGCUGGCAGUGGGUACAUGGGAUAUGAGGGAAAUAAAGUUUCUUAGGAUAAAA
This is a messenger RNA of Suncus etruscus (white-toothed pygmy shrew), 1551 nucleotides long. RefSeq names its product protein tyrosine phosphatase non-receptor type 18 (gene PTPN18). The transcript has 15 exons. Gene Ontology annotation, biological process: peptidyl-tyrosine dephosphorylation. NCBI's taxonomy places the organism in Eukaryota, Metazoa, Chordata, Mammalia, Eulipotyphla, Soricidae. The record is from RefSeq and is a predicted model, not a curated record. Gene Ontology annotation, molecular function: non-membrane spanning protein tyrosine phosphatase activity. Gene Ontology annotation, cellular component: cytoplasm; nucleus. Bases 1 to 1419 code for a protein of 472 amino acids.